AAUGCCUAGCGUCACUGCCAAGCCUCCCCACAAGGAAGUAAGCAGAGCCAAGGGAUGAAGGACAGCAAGUGUGAUGAAAACCAGACUCCUGGGUGCAGACUGGGUUCCAGCUACUGAACCAGUGCUUCCUCUUGCUAAGGAGGAAGCGGGAUGGGACAGCAGAACCGAGUGAACCAGACUCUAUCGCACCUCCCCAUCAGAGCCCAGCCUCACUAUGACGUCAGACACGCCGAAUGGAGCUCAAGGAGUGGGAGGUGAUGGGCCCAACCUCAUCCACGGCAAGCCCUCAGCUUCCUCGGAUGUUGUUUUAUGUGGUCUAGCUGCAUUUUCUCUCAGAAAAGAGCCUGGGAGGGAAGCUUUCAUCUGCUCCCUAUUCAUGCUGUUCGCCUGCUGCUUCAUUGAUUGCCCUUCAUCUGCCCUGGCAGGGACUGGGAUGUGACUAGGGAGAGCAGGCAGCCCUGGGGUGGAUACCGGAAAUCCCUCAGCCUAGUCACAGAAGAAAUCCCCCUGCCCCCGCUUAAUUUUCGAUAAAAGACAAAAACAUCGUUCUCGCUGAAAAAUGACAAAGAACUGCUAAAUCCUGUUUAAAACUGUUUUCUCCUCCUGGCUUGAAUUUCGUUUGAAUAUUCAAUAGAGAAACCCUCUCUUUUUCCUUCAAGAAACUAAACCAUUGAGUGGAAGUUCCUCGCCCCCACCUGCAGCCCUGAGCUGCGUUAACUAUAAACUUGUAUUUUUUUUUUCAGUCUGUCUCUCUCCAGUAUUUAAGUACAGGACCAGAGAUUCAUUAGCCUAUUACAGUGACAGACAAAGUCCCCAUCAGGUACCCUGGGUGGCUCAGAACUUCCACCAACCCAAUGGGGUCAUGGAGAAAGCUCUUCCUCAGCUGCCAACCCAUGUCCUCAAUGAUGUCUAUUCCAUGAUGACUUCAGGAAGCCAUCAUAUCUCUCCGAGCCUCCGUUGUCCCGCCUGUAAGAUGGAGCCAAUAUUAAAGUCCUGAUGGGACUCAAGGGAAGAUUCAGUUAAAUGACCACGUGUUAAAAGCUAGAACAUGCUGGUCCUAGGACAAGCACUCCAAACUAGCAACCGUUACAGGCACAAGCUGCCGUGUCCAGCUUUCACAUUGGUUACUAGAUCCAAACUCAGUUCCUCGUGUUUGCAUGUGAGCUCUUUACCCUCUGAGCCGUCUUCACAGCCCCCAACCCAGCGACGAUUCUAAAGACUCAGUGGAGAGAACAUGAAGCAUCUCAGCUGACAUUUGCAAGCGCUGCUAAAAUGGGAGGUGCCACCUUCACCAGCAAGGUCAGAGGACUAGUGCCUGCUAAAGCUGGAGAGUAUCACUCACUGGAUGAGCUAAUGUCCUACUGGUGUUCCCGUUCAAGUCACCAAGAGUUUGAUCACAGACGAGAAGGCAGAAAGAACUGAAGACAGGAGGAUGGAAAGGAGUGCCAUGAAAUGCUGCCAUCCAGAUAGGGUGUGCUCUUUGCAGCUGUGAACACAGCAGCACUGGAUACCUGCUCAGACUGAUUCUCAACUUUCCAUCGCAGAUGAGGAGACUCCCAUGAGACCACACCCCUUCCUGAAGAGUUCAUGAAUGUUAAUGGUUGGCAAAGGGAAUGUCAUCUUCUCUAAUGGUGUAGCCACAGGAAGACUAGAAAAGGUCUGGAGUAGUAUGGAGUGGCCUCAAAUUAACUGAAGACAACCUUGAAAUUCUAAUUUUCUUGCCUUCACUUCCUGGGAUUACAGACAUGUACCUCCAUGCCCAGUUCAUGAGAGGCUGGGAACCAAAUCCGGGGCUUCAUACAUGCUCACCAGACAUUCUAUCAGUUGAGCUACAAAAUUCUUUACAGUCCAGAGACUCCACAACAUGCAAGAAACCCUGAAAAGACAUAUGUCAUGAAUUCAUCAUAUUGCUAUGAGCCCCACUGCCUGCUAUGCAAGAGAUUGUCACUAUGCAAGGACAACCAGGUGACCAACCACCCAGCACAGUGUCUCAACAGGGGUUUGUUACUUCUACAUUGAGGACUCUCACCUCAGUCCAUAUGGAUGGGAGAAGGGCUCAUGAGGCUUUGGGGAAAAGAAAACAAGUGUGGUGGUUGUAAUCCAACCGCACUUGGGAGGCAGGAAGACUGAGAAUUCAAGGCCAGCCUGGACUGCGUAGGCUCUCAGAUCAACCAGCACUCCAACCAAAGCUCCUAACUCCUGAGAGUUCAUGGGGUAAGGACUUAGAUAGAAGGAGCAGAGGAAACAAGUCACCUGGGAUUCUUCCCAAUAAGUCUUCGUCCAGUCACGUGGCACUGGGAAAAAGGGACACCCAGACCUGGAGAGAGAUUCCACACCAGUGCUCUGCCCAUUCCAUUCUUUCCUGCUGAACCCUCUUGCCUUCUCUCCACUGCAGGUUCCUCUCCCUUCACCCCUGUCCUAGGGCUGUCUACCUUCCUCUUCUUUCUUCCCCUUGCCCUACCACUAGCGUGGCUGUGAAUGCACCAGGAGUACUUCAUUCUCCCCUCUCAUCUUGAUGGGGUCUAUAGCCAGUUCUCCUGUUGCUCAGAGAUGUGGAGGCAGUUGCUAAGAGACAGUGAAACGUCAUUACCUGGCCCUCGAGGAAAAAAGGGGAGCGAAAAAGAGAGAGAGGAGGGGAGAGGGAUGGAGGGAGGGGGAGAGAGGGAGAGAGGGAGGAGGGAGGGGAAGACCUGGCUCUGGCGGAAGCCACACACCAAGGCAGCCUCGGCACCGGCUGAGUUUCCCAAGAGGCAUUCAGAUUCUGUGAACUUUCUAAGCAUCCUCUCUCAGAUUUCCCUUCAGCGUAAAAGAAGGGGCACAGGGACCACAGGACAGGAAAACGCAGAAGAUGCUGGCCUGGGAUCCAGGAGACAUGGAAGAGGAGAGUCGGGGGAGGGGAAGAGCCCAGUAGGCAAUCUGUUCGGAAGCUAGCAAGCAAAGAAGCGGGGAUUCCAGGAUGAGGGAGGCAGAGCCGUUUGUCUGCUGCAGAUUGAUGUCUGUGUCCUUGGAACAGAAGUGAAUUCUGCCUCUGCCUGCUGCGUGCACAGCUGUGGUGAUACCUUGAAGACAUAGAUAAUGCUUUCCUAACUGACCCCUACCUGUGCCUCCAGAACUCAUGGCUUCUUCCAGAUUCAGUGGCCCAGACAGUGGGUAUCACUCGGGACUCACCCCUCUCUGGGCAGCAAAGAGCUUCCCUUGAGAUUACAGAGGCCAAUGAGACUAAACAGCCAGGCUUUCAGGAGGCCAUGGGAACAUUCUUCUCCAAGGCCCCUUCCUAAAUCUCUGGUCCCAGGUCUUUUGUGAACUCAUGCCGGCUGGACCACCAGGGGAAACGGCCUCUGAGACCUUGGAAGCUGGAGAUCCAGGUGCAGUUCUGACUUCUUAAUCAGUCCCAGCCCUAGGACAGAGCUUAAGUUUUCUCAGAAGAAGUGCCAGAACCUUUAAAGGCCACCUUUCAUCUCUCUCACAUCGUCCCUCCCACCACUCAGACCAGCACCCAGAGGAAGCACCCAGCAGGUAUGAGUGACAGGGGCACAAAAGAUCUGCAGGGACCCUUGCAGGACCUGCUGAGAGCUGCCCCAGGUUGGUCCUUGUUCCCCUCAUUUCUCAAGCUUUGAUCACGCUUUCAGACCCUAGGGUAUCUCAGCUGGGUCCUUGCUCCCCAGGCUCCACAAAAGGGACAUCCUGUGGAUCUUGGGAAGUCUUGGGUGCUUAGAGGCUCCCAAGGAAGUCUUCAACUAUGAUAGCACACUCUCAGAAGCCCCACCUCCCAGACUCAGGCCUCUAAUGUAGCAGCCUCCCUGUACCUUGACUGUUGAACCUAGGGACACAGCUCUCAUGGGCUCCCUACAGUAUUGCUGUUGCCAGCUGCCAAAGAUGGGUGACACCUGGGCCCAGCUUCCCUGGCCCGGGCCUCCGCACCCAGCCUUGUUGCUGGUCUUCUUCCUCUUGGCAGCUGGAGUGAUGCAGUCUGAUGCCGGUACCAGUUGCCCAGUCCUUUGUACAUGUCGUAACCAAGUAGUGGACUGCAGCAGCCAGCGGUUGUUCUCCGUACCCCCGGACCUGCCAAUGGACACCCGCAACCUCAGCCUGGCCCACAACCGCAUUGCAGCGGUGCCGCCGGGCUAUCUCACAUGCUACAUGGAACUCCGUGUGCUGGAUUUGCGCAACAACUCCUUGAUGGAGCUGCCGCAGGGCCUCUUUCUCCAUGCCAAGCGCUUAGCACACCUGGAUCUGAGCUACAACAACCUCAGCCAUGUGCCAGCCGACAUGUUCCGGGAGGCUCAUGGACUGGUGCAUAUCGACCUGAGCCACAACCCCUGGCUACGGAGGGUGCACCCCCAGGCCUUCCAGGGCCUCGUGCAUCUCAGAGACCUGGACCUCAGCUAUGGUGGCCUGGCUUUCCUAAGCCUUGAAGCCCUUGAGGGCCUCCCAGGGCUGGUAACCCUGCAGAUCGGGGGUAACCCGUGGGUGUGCGGCUGCACCAUGGAGCCCUUGCUGAAGUGGCUGCGAAAUCGGAUACAACGCUGUACAGCGGAUUCUCAGCUGGCGGAGUGUCGGGGACCCCCUGAAGUUGAGGGUGCCCCCCUCUUUUCACUCACUGAAGAGAGCUUCAAGGCCUGCCACCUGACUCUGACCCUGGAUGAUUACCUUUUCAUCGCAUUUGUGGGUUUUGUGGUCUCCAUCGCUUCUGUGGCCACCAACUUCCUCCUGGGCAUCACAGCCAACUGCUGUCACCGCUGGAGCAAGGCCAGUGAAGAAGAAGAGAUUUGACACAGGUGCCUCUCAUCCCUCCAUGCUGCUGCCACUGGUGUUGACCACUGGACACCUGGGAUCAUGGUGCCCUGGCCACCUCCAUCAUAGCUCAGACAAGGUUGGGAAACUAACUUUGUGUGAGCAUCCAUCCACUUUGGGCCAGGCACUGUGCUAGCAACUGGGAAUGAAAGACACAUCUAACCAAGUCCCUGCCCUUCAGGUACUUACUUUUAAUAAAGAAAGCAAUUCCAAAACAUCCUUUUAUGACAAAAUGUCAGUGCUGAGCACAGUGUUAGGGAAGCCCAGAGGAGGGUCCAUCAUCUGUGCCUCAAAAGUCCAAGAAGAAUUGCAAGAAUGAUCUGCUAAGUAGAUAGAGAAAGGAUGACCAGGGCAAAUGAUAGGGCUUACUGUGCAGGGUAUGUCGAGAGAGCAACACACUGCUCCUUGUGGCCUAAGUGUGUAGAGGAGGUGUACGCAAAAGCAAAACUUCCCUCUGACACUCAAUUUUCCAGUCCCCACUGUAGCCUGCCACUGCCCUCCAGGAGUGAGAUGGCCCCCAGCUCCUUGACCCCCUUCCACUAGCAGCUUUGGGGUAAAAUGACCCCCGGGGACUUCCCUAUGCUGCCCCAAUUGCAGCCUCAUGGUGAGGUCCCAGACAACUGGCUAAGGGUAAUUACCCUCAGCACCCUUCCUUCCAUCCCUGUCUCUGACUCUGACUCUAGACUUGUCUUCAAGGAGAAGGCAGAAGGCCCCCACCAUGGUGGCAGCAACAGUCUUGGCACCCUGGGACCCCAAUUGUGUGAUGGCUCUUUCCAUGGUGCUUACACCAAAGGAACUCACCAGGAAAGUACACUGUAGGGCUUGGAGCCUAGCAUGUCAGUACCCAGGGCAGGAGGAUAAAGCCACCACAUUCACAACCAUGGGAUUAUAUGUCUUUUCUUCUAAUUAACUCACUCAUUUGAGCAUAAAGGAAGGAGAGCUAUUAAUUCCUGAUUGCUAGUGUCGGGCAGUGUAAGAAGCUCCCUCCUCAACAGUUUCCUUUCACACAUACCACAGCUCUCGGGGAUUUAUUGUUCCCAUUUUGCAGAUGAGAUCAUCAGGCUCAGAAAGGAUAAGGUAGCAUGCUAUGUCAUGAUCAAAAUACAAUCAGUAUCCUUCAUCACAACUCUUUCUAAAGCUAUGUAAAUUCAAAUUCAAGCCAUGCUAAUGAAGUUGCUGAUAAGGACCAGGCAUUGCUCUGGGCAUGGUUAUAUUUUCUAAUUCAUCUCUUUCCAUUCUCACUGCCAGACCGUUUUUACUGUUCCCACUUUGCAGCUGAAUUGUAGCUGAAUUUCAUUGUAGAGAGCUGGGCUUCUUGUCCAAGUUAUCUGUGUAAACAAAGAAUAUGACCGUUGACUCCAUUGAGGAAAUCUGUAUCUAAUCAGUCAGGCACCAAGGACUGUGUGGAAACAUGAUUAUCACCGUCUUUGUCAUCUCCAUAUUCCUCAUCUAUGUCAUCAGCUUCAUUGAGAUCUUCCCUGUCUUCUUGGGCCCUGGGAAGUCCAAGCAGCUUCUUUUGCAUUCCUCUCCUUGGCUUCUCACAACUCUGUGUGGGAAACAAACCAAAACGCUGUUUUACAUGUAGGAAAGCAGAGGCUCAAGAUGAGUAUGACUUCGUCCUAACGCUGGACUCAGUUCUGCCGUGGUUCUCUUUCCAGUGCUCCCUUGGGCAUUUGGGGGAAGAGAAUGUCCUGGAAGCCUCCGUAGCAGAGCCCUAGAAUUCAACAGUCAUUGACACAAUAGUAAUCACAAAAAUGAAUAGAAGGCAGCAAAGCCCAGCUGUGCCCAGAUUGUGCUCACAGAGGGACAAUGCCAGCCUCUAAAACACAGAGGCAGCACACGUAACAUCUAAACAGAAGACGCCUUCUUAACAAUGUCUGAGUCCGUCACUAGGACUGGCGGCUGCGUUGACAUCAUUUUUCAGUCAAAUUUUUGGAAAGGAAGAGAAAUGGUUCCUACUGUGUGUUGUGUUACAAGAGAAACUGAGGAAUCUGAGAAAAUGAUAGGUGAGAUCGUCUGUAGAAGACAGGAAGACUUAAGGCCCAGUCUUGUCGGCAAGGCUGGCUAGAGUGAGGGUGAAAACAAGAGCUUUCUAUCUUGGCUCUAACCCCAGCAAGCAUCCAUCAUCCACCCCCAGGUAGCCCUAAAAUGCAUGGAGGAGAAGAGUAUGUCAUCUUCCAGCUCAUCUACAUUGAUCUAAUCAACCAAAGCAGUCCCCGGAAGCUUUCCCCCUCACUCUUGCUUCUGCUGUCUAGGCCAGAGCUCUGCUCCUAUGAAAUAUGACAUAGAACAUAACCCUGCUCUCCCUGUCCACCCAUCUGCAGCCAACAAUGGUGGACUCUAGCUAUCAUCCACCAGUUAAGCUUAUCAUCUACAGUGUUUUGGAAAGGAACUUUUAGAAAUAGUAUUCCUGAUUUAAAAAAAAAAAAAAUCAUUUAACUUUCCAUAGAGGAACACCAUGCUCACUUACAGUAAUCUCCUGGGCACCACUGUUUGCUGAAUUAUAGUUAACAUAUUUUAAGAUAUACUACUCUAUUUCACAUAGAAUUAGAACAAGACAAGACACCAAAUGCCUCUUGAGAUCAAGUGUCCUUCCGAGUGGCACAAUUUGAUCUCCAUUAAUGGCAAAGACUUCUGAGCAAGAUACAUCAAGAAAAUGUUUCUCCAGCUUCUAGAAGAUCCCCAGUUAACUAAGGCACAAGAAGGGAGACAUCCAGCCUCCAUACUAACAUGGAAUUCCACUACUACCACCAUCCUGUUCAGGCUGUCAGAACUAAGUGUCUAGAAAUAAUAUAAUAAUCCUUAUUGUGAGUGUUUGCAUAUCCUGGUAACCACAACCCUGUUAUGAUGUUCCCAUGAAGUUUCAUUUAGUUUUUUCCUCACUGGCUAACAUGUGUGUGAUGGGGCAUUUGUUUGUCCAUAUGUGUAUCUGUGGUCCACUUAUGUUGAUUAUCUACUGACUUGGAGAAUAUUCCUUUGAAACAUGAGUUCAAUUUUCUAACACAAUCCACUCAGCUGUCAGGCUGAUACACAAAUAUGGACCCUCCACAAUUGUCUGGCUGCACGGGAAAUAUGAAAAGAUCCAAUGCUACAAUUGAAACAACCUAAUGAAAACCUGGUUCCUCCCAACUUCCCUCUGUCCUCCUCUAUCCCCUACAGACUUGUCCCCUUCACAGAAGUUUCCUUUAUGCUGGGUCUGAAAACGUCAGGUCAUAACUAACCAACAAGAUUAUGAUGGUCAAGGUCUGGACAAGAAAAUUUUUUUUUAGAAAAGAUCCUGUGUCCUCAUCACACCAUUCUGGACCAUGUACCUCUGAUUAUCCUCAAGAUACCACCUCCUUUUCCAUUCUCACCAGGAUUCCCGUCAAAACGUGAAGAAAUAGGUUGUCCAGGGAUGCUACAGAGUUUCAUGGUCUCAGUUAAGGGCUUGGUGUAAUGGAUUUAAAGAGAUUUUAAUGGAUUUAAAGAGUACAUGUAUUUCAUUCCAACCCUUGUGAAAAGCCAACAGCUCCAUUUUCUCCAUAGACAUUCUUUUCAUUUGUAGAAGAGCACAAGGAGACCCCUUUGUUCAUUCCUCAAAGGGACAGCGUCCUCACAGCUAGGGAACCUUGUCUGCUUUUGUGUGCCCAGAAGGAGGCAAAAUGAAGUAAGAGAGGCACGACCCAAGGGCCUUUUGUACACCACAGCGCUGACCAGGAGCUGGGUCCACAAAGCUCUCAGUUCUCCUAAGCCCUGAUGUCUGGUGGUGGGAGGGUGAGGGAGGAGUAGGGAAGAUGCCGCCGACCUUUGUAUGGAAAUUAUUUUAUAACCAUGCACUUUUGUAACUGUAACGAAUUUUUCAUAAAUGUACAUUAAUAAUAAAAAAUGUAUAGUUUAA
Molecule: messenger RNA, 8671 nt
Organism: Peromyscus maniculatus bairdii (prairie deer mouse)
Lineage: Eukaryota; Metazoa; Chordata; Mammalia; Rodentia; Cricetidae
Source: RefSeq, a predicted model, not a curated record